Molecule: messenger RNA, 1230 nt
Organism: Rotaria sp. Silwood1
Lineage: Eukaryota; Metazoa; Rotifera; Eurotatoria; Philodinida; Philodinidae
Source: the annotation of a GenBank genome assembly
AUGUCAUCAAUUCAAGAACGUCCAUCUAAACGUCAACGUACAAUUAAAACAGGUCAUGAUUUAGAUACAGUUGAAUUUGAAACAAGUGAAGAUGUUGAAGUAUGUCCAACAUUUGAUGCUAUGAAUUUAAAUGAAAAUCUUCUUCGUGGUAUUUAUUCAUAUGGUUUUGAAAAACCAUCAGCUAUACAACAACGUAGUAUACGUCCUAUUGUUAAAGGACGUGAUGUUAUUGCACAAGCACAAUCUGGUACAGGUAAAACAGCAACAUUUUCAAUUGCUAUGUUACAAAAAUUAGAUACAAAUAUACGUGAAACACAAGCAUUAGUUUUAUCACCAACACGUGAAUUAGCACAACAAAUACAAAAAGUUGUUUUAGCUAUUGGUGAUUUUAUGAGUGUACAAUGUCAUGCAUGUAUUGGUGGUACAAGUACAGGUGAAGAUAUGCGUAAACUUGAUCAUGGACAACAUAUUGUUAGUGGAACACCAGGAAGAGUUAUUGAUAUGAUCAAUCGAAGAUCUUUACGAACACGUCAUAUAAAAAUGUUAAUAUUAGAUGAAGCUGAUGAAAUGCUUAAUCUUGGUUUUAAAGAACAAAUCUAUGAAGUUUAUCGUCAUUUACCACCACAAACACAAGUUAUACUUGUAUCAGCAACAUUACCACAUGAAAUACUUGAAAUAACAACAAAAUUUAUGACUGAUCCAAUACGUAUAUUAGUUAAACGUGAUGAAUUAACACUUGAAGGUAUAAAACAAUUUUUUGUUGCUGUUGAACGUGAAGAAUGGAAAUUUGAUACAUUAUGUGAUUUAUAUGAUACAUUAACAAUAACACAAGCUGUUAUUUUUUGUAAUACUAAACGUAAAGUUAAUUGGUUAACAGAAAAAAUGCGUGAAGCGAAUUUUACUGUUUCAUCAAUGCAUGGUGAUAUGAAACAAGAAGAACGUGAUGCUAUUAUGAAAGAAUUUCGUGCUGGUGAUACACGUGUACUUAUAACAACUGAUGUUUGGGCUCGAGGUAUUGAUGUUCAACAAGUUAGUUUGGUUAUUAAUUAUGAUCUACCUAAUUCUCGUGAAUUAUAUAUUCAUCGUAUUGGUCGUUCUGGUCGAUUUGGUCGUAAAGGUGUUGCUAUAAAUUUUGUUAAAAAUGAUGAUAUUCGUAUCUUACGAGAUAUUGAACAAUAUUAUGCAACACAAAUUGAUGAAAUGCCAAUGAAUGUUGCUGAUCUUAUUUGA